Messenger RNA from Aspergillus campestris IBT 28561, 2362 nucleotides. Its product is annotated as nucleoporin NDC1. The transcript is spliced from 3 exons. The coding region runs from base 156 to 2120 and encodes 654 amino acids. The record is from RefSeq and is a predicted model, not a curated record. Gene Ontology annotation, biological process: nuclear pore organization; spindle pole body localization. Gene Ontology annotation, cellular component: spindle pole body; nuclear pore transmembrane ring. Gene Ontology annotation, molecular function: spindle pole body-nuclear membrane anchor activity. Lineage: Eukaryota; Fungi; Ascomycota; Eurotiomycetes; Eurotiales; Aspergillaceae.
CUCCACUGUCCACGGUUUCUCGCCUUCGAAUCGCUCAUCCGAGCUUUCAGAUCUGAGGCUUGCGAUUGUAUUUGUUUUGUACUGCUGAACAUGCUGUGAAUUUGUCCCUCCUUCUCCCUCCGUGAGCUCGUGCAGUCCUUCGUUCAACCUGCAUCAUGGCGGCUACUGCCCGGCCUCGCCCUUACCGGCGCAUCUUGACCUCGGCGCUGCAUAGGAGGUUUGUCCAUGCCUCCGCAGUCACACUACUGGUCUGCUACCUCGUAGCAUUUCUCAUUGGCCAAAAAUCAUCUUUUCUGUGGUCUUGGUUCCCAAUUGGAGGAUGUGGCAUCCGAACUGUCCUUCUUUUCAUCUCCUGUCUCGUCAUCUUCGUUCUACGAGUGGGCCAGAUGCACGUCGGCGCGAGAACGACGUCUUCCCCGCUCAGCACACUCAAAUAUCUCGCUCCGCUAAACAUUAUUCAAACUGUUGGCUGGUAUAUUUUCUCCGCUUGGUGGUUUAGUGAGAUUUAUAAAUUCGCCGCCCCGACGGACGCUCACCUUGAAUGGGUGAAACGAGGAAGGCCACACGAGAGGGCCAGCAUCAACGAAAGGCCUAUCUACCUCUAUACCUGCCACUUCCUUCUUGCUCUUGCGCAGUCCGCGGCCCACCUCUACUACGACUUUGAUCGCAUUCCUAUCCCCGUCGCUAAGCGGGAGAUUGGUGCUGCGGAGCGGAAGACCGACCCCAUUACGAAGCGCCUCCAGGCUGCAUUCCCUUCUAUGAUCCGAGACGGCUUUUUGCGCAGUUCUGCAGUUGUUGCGGCCACUCCUGUGGUGUACACCCUCUUCCUUCGACGGCCCGCAUGGAGUUUCACCAUGUACUUUGCACGGCUGUUUUGGGAUUUCCCACGGUCCGCCGCAGAUCCGCCAGGUCUGUUACCGCCAAUUGGCCCGGCACUAUUUGUCCGGACCUUGUUCUCGAGCGCCCUCUUGGUCCUGUGCUGGCAAACCGCGAAUAUCUGCUUCUCCCUCUUUCUCAGCAAGGAGCCGCUCAAACGCGGCAUGCCGCUGACGGGCGAGGCGAAAGAUCCUAACGGAAGCCUGCUGACGGGCCUGCAAGCGAAGAAGGAGACGGUCAAGACGUUCGCCUUCUGGGAGCUGUAUUUCAUCAGCCAGCAGUUUCCGGAUCGGCGGAAGGCCAUCUUCAAUGACAUCGACCGCGAGGGCGGGGCCGCCUGGUCUCAGAUCCACCAGGCCGCCACGGAGAUCAUCGGAGGCAUCUCGACGCGAAUUAACGAGAAGCAGAACCCGCCAGCGGGCGCGACGCCCUCGCAAGCGGAACCAGCGGAACCCGUGCUUCACACGCUCCCGCGAUUGACCGACCCGCCCAAGGAGGGCAAUGUCUUCGCGGAUUCGCCCAAGGGGACGUCUCGGCAGGCAAGGCUCGAAGAGGCCGUUAGCUCCGCAGCCAAGUCGUACGGACAGGCUCCAGAUUGGACCCCCGUGGCCCGGGCACGAGCCCGCGAUGUCUUCGACCGCGCUUCCUCCGCCAUGUUGAGCCCAGAGCGCAAGCAAAAGCUUCUCGCCUCGUCCCAAGAAUUCAAACUGCUCACGGGCGGCACGCCAUCGACUCUGAAACCCGAAAACGUCCACCCGAUCCUCGCCCAGAUCCUGCGGUCUCCAGUCGGCCUCCUCUUCCGCCAGACCUACGCGCGACGACUCUCGGGCAUCGUCCUCGGCACACCGCACGCCAGUCUCUGCUCCGUCGUCGACGCCAUCGAAUCCCUCACCGGCCUCCUCAUCGCCAGUCUGCAAGAGGACCAGUACGGCAAGGUGCAGGCCGACGUGCCGGGGGUGGUCCGCCUUUUCACCGAGACCAUCAUGGUUCUGGAGCCCUUUAUCCACGGGGGUCUGGACGCGCACUGGACGGACAUCAACUUCCCACCCUCCAGCAACCCGGAGGCUCAGGCCGAAGCCCGCCGGAUCCCCGACGUGGACCUUGUGCUAUACACGCUCAAGAAUUCGCUGACCGCGCUUCUCUCCGCAUUUAGCCUCUACCUCAGGGACAUUGGGCUUGUCGGGAAAGACCUCCGACUUGCUCGCGAGGCAGCCGGGGUAGCCGACGAAGAACCAAUCUUCUAACCUAUCUUCCGGCUUGCUGGUCUACGAUGAUCAUGUAUUUUUGCUUUCUUAUCACCCUUAUACAGGUGGUAUAUGUGCUGCGCUAUUCCAAGUGUUUAGGAAAGUUACGAUCCAGACUACUGGCUGGGACCUUUCCCCGUUUUCAUUGCUUCCGAUUAUGUCUCUUCUUUCUUUUUUCUUUCUAUUUAUCGUCAAAAUUUUGGCUGUGCAUAGUUGCGGCGUUAGUCCAGGUACUAUUCAAU